AUGUUCCAGUCAUUUACAGGGAGCUCUCGCAGACCGCGACAGGUCAACCUCUCAAACAGAUCAACAAAUACCUUCGCCGCACACCCUUCGGGACGUCCUACUCCAGCCGGCCCGGGACCGCAAUCAACCCUUGCCCUCGCGCAACAGGAACGGCUUCAGCGACAGUUGGACCGGGAGAGGUUGAAUGCUAGCCGCACCUUGCAGCGCACGUGGAGGGGACACAAAUCCCGGAUGGUAACGAAAGAGACGUGGAGACAGGAGUGGGAUGAUGUGGAGAGGAGAAGAGGGUUGGAUGUCUUCUCCGCUGGUUCAGACGUGGGAUCGUUGGACUCCUGGGUGGCUACUCCGCGGCCAUAUACGAACCCUACGGACUGCCUGUCUCAGCUGAGGAAGCUGCUGCGUUUUGUCUGGGUUAAGGAUCGGGAUGAUUGGGCGCGGCUGUCAUAUUUUGGGAAGUGUUUCCAGAUGACUUUGGAGGAAGCUCCUGUUCUCCAGCCUGAUGGGGAGUGGACACUCACACUUGAGCGGUUUGGAGGGGUUGUUCUGAAGUUUCUUGCUGUGGCGCCCACGUCCGUUGCGCCUGUGUCGGUGGUGAAUGAUCUUCUUCGGCUCGUUAUUUUUCUGUCUGUUUUGAUACCGAAACAAAUCACCCGUCUGGCUGAACAGUAUUAUGCCGUGUUAGCUUCGAUAACUCUAAACCUUCGGACACCCGCGCUGGAUUUCAGUCAGCUGAGGGAUAUGGUGGUGAAGAGUGUGCUCGCUCUUCUUCAACCCAUUACAUCGGAAACCCUCGAUGCUUACGAAUGGUUUGGCCGAAACUACCUAACAGUCCCGUCUCUUGACCACCAUCUCGGAAAGAUUGAUGACCUGGCUACUGGGGUGAACUACAAACUUCUGGCCUCCGCAAUAGAUUCACACAUCCUACCGUCCACGGAUUCUUUUCUCCAACUGAAAGAUGUGGACAAACGGCUUUGGCUGCUCUCCUAUUUUAUCUUCUUCCACCAACAUGCGAUGGGUGGUGGCGUAGUCAAGCAAUCUCCAGAGACCUUGUUUGUGAAAGUCGUGACGGGCCUACUCAGCCCUAUUGCUGGUGAUGUUUCCCGCGGGCUUGGGAUUGAAGAGCUGACUCAGUCUGGGCUCACGCCUCUUCCUCCUUUCAUUCGGAGUCAACUUCUCACCCUUGUCGAUCAGCAUAGCAUCACACAUCUUCUAACACAGGCCGAAUCAAGUAAAUCCCCCACCUCCGGAGCCUCUCAACAAUCGCAGCACCAGGCAUCAGAGGAUGCAAAGGCAUUAGCGGCUUAUGCACUAACACUUCUGAGAGUUUUCGCUAAGAGGGGAGAUGAAAUACGCAUGUGGCUCUACUUAGGCUCCGCAAUGGGAACAGGAAAAGAUGGUGACUCCGCCACAGGUCGUCUCCCUGCCAUUAAGUAUUUUUGGCAUGCCUCUAGGUCAACAAACGUGUUUCGGAAUAUAGUGCAAAACUCGCGUGAUGUCCUGGCAAUGCUUCAACCAGCUUCAGCCCGUAGUUCUCAGGAAGGAAAUCGAGUAGUCCAACAAAGCAACGAUCGUGACCGAGAAUGGACAAUCAUUCUGUUGUUUCUUGAGCUUUAUACAUUUCUCCUUAAAGUAUUGGAUGACGAUGAAUUCUUUUCCGUCACACCUUCUCUGGGGAGAACUACUAAAAACCCCAAUGACUCGUGGACACAAGAGAGCGCUCUCCCCCUCGCGGAUGUGAAAGAGUUAACUAUUUUCUUGAAGAAUUUGGCAUUUACGCUCUAUUGGAAUGCGGCAGAUUUAACAGCUUCAGAAGCAGAAACUAAUGAUCCAGGUGGUAUUCGCAAUUAUUUUGUAACCGGUGGUACAUCUCCAGAGCCAGCUUCUUCGACUCUAAAAUCCAAUGCCAGCAGCAUUCUUGUUGGGGCUACUGGAAUUCCUUUGGAUUAUUUCAAGGGGCUGGUGACGGGUUUGCUACGCAUGGUGCAUGAGAGGGACUCGAGGCGUAAGUUCUUGCCCGAUGGCCUUUUUCUGAUGGUUGAUCGCUUUGAUAUGGAAGGGUUCAUUCCCACGGUCGUUGCCGAGGAGGAAAACAGACACCAACUCCAAGAAGAAGACGAGGAUGAUGAACAAAGCGACGAGGCCCAGGAUGAGACAACGGAUGAUGGAUUGGAUCAAUCUCGAACACUUAUAGGCACUGGGCGAGCUCAACAGCUUCGCCGUAUCGAAGAGUUCAGAAAGCGAUAUCAGCAAGUUGCGCGGAGGAAAGAGCUAGAAGCUGUUGCACCUCGUCUGGAGAUCUUGCGGAAUAUACCGUUUUUCAUACCGUUCGCUACCCGCGUUCAGAUAUUCCGCGAGUUCAUCUACAGAGAUCAGGUGCAGAGACGACGAGGUUAUAUCGAUCCCGACUCCUGGCGCUUCUCUGUUGCUCACCACUCCCUAGGUGAGGAUGGGAGAUUGGGGAAUGACGUCUUAAGUAAACACCAUGCGACCAUAAAUCGAGAGUCCCUAUUUCAGGAUGCUUUCGAACAAUUCUACGACCUGGGUGACGGCCUGAAAGAACCCAUACAGAUCUCAUUUAUUGAUAAAUUCGGCACGCAGGAAGCAGGAAUAGACGGGGGCGGCGUUACGAAGGAGUUCCUAACUAGCGUUAUCGGUGACGCGUUUAAUCCAUCCGGCGACUCUAGCCUGUUCAUUGAAAAUGAUCAGCACCUGCUUUAUCCGAAUCCUACUAUUGUCGAGCAGCGAAAGGCGCAGCUUCGGCAUCAGGGUGUUAAAGAGAGGAGCGUGGAGUGGAAUAGGGAGAUUAAGGAUAUACUGAAACGGUAUGAGUUUCUGGGUCGGAUUAUAGGCAAGUGUCUUUACGAGGGGAUUCUGGUUGAUGUCAGCUUUGCGGGAUUCUUUUUGUUGAAGUGGGCUUUGACAGGGGGUACGAGUUCGGCACGCAAGGAGUCGUCGUACCGCGCUAAUCUCAAUGAUGUACGGGAUCUCGAUGAGAGCCUGUACCAGGGAUUGCUUCAACUAAAAAACUACCCCGGUGACGUCGAAGACUUCUCCCUGAACUUCACCGUAACCGAUACGGUAACCGUCCCCCUCACAACACCCACGGGCAAACCCUACACAACAACCCAAAGCACAACCAAAGAGCUAAAACCCCACGGCUCCGACAUCCCCGUCACAAACCAGAACCGCCUCGUCUACAUCUCCUACAUCGCCCGCCAUCGCCUCCAAGCCCAACCGUACCUCCAAACAAACGCCUUCCUCCAGGGGCUCGGGACAAUCAUCCAGCCAUCCUGGCUGUCCAUGUUCAACCAGUCCGAACUGCAGACGCUAGUAGGCGGUGAAGCGGGCGAGAUCGAUGUCUCCGACCUCCGCCGCAACACCGUCUACAGCGGCGUGUACAUUGUGGGUGACGAUGGGCAGGAGCACCCGACCAUCAAGCUGUUCUGGGAGGUGAUGGAGGCGAUGACGAACGAGGAGAGGCGGAAGGUACUUAAGUUUGUGACGUCGACGCCGCGGGCGCCGCUGUUGGGGUUCAGCCAUUUGAACCCGCGGUUCAGCAUUCGGGAUUCGAGCGUGGACGAGGAGAGGUUGCCUAGUACGAGCACCUGUGCGAAUCUGCUGAAGUUGCCGAGGUAUACGAGGCGGGAGACGUUGAGGGAGAAACUUAUGUAUGCGAUUAAUUCAGGGGCUGGGUUUGACUUGAGUUGA
This is a messenger RNA of Paracoccidioides brasiliensis Pb18, 3708 nucleotides long. RefSeq names its product ubiquitin-ubiquitin ligase HUL5. The transcript has 3 exons. The record is from RefSeq and is a predicted model, not a curated record. Gene Ontology annotation, molecular function: protein binding; ubiquitin protein ligase activity. The coding region runs from base 1 to 3708 and encodes 1235 amino acids. Gene Ontology annotation, biological process: ubiquitin-dependent protein catabolic process; protein polyubiquitination.